UGUGUUUGUUGUAAGCCUGGCAGUUGCAGACUUGAUUGUAGCUAUCUACCCAUAUCCACUGGUCCUCACAUCUGUGUUUCACAACGGAUGGAAACUGGGAUACCUACACUGCCAGAUUAGUGGCUUCUUGAUGGGCCUAAGUGUCAUUGGAUCAAUCUUCAAUAUUACAGGCAUCGCUAUCAAUCGGUACUGCUAUAUCUGCCACAGUCUCAAAUAUGACAAGCUAUACAGCAACAAGAAUUCAUUGUGCUAUGUUGUUCUUAUAUGGGUCCUAACAUUUGUUGCUAUUGUGCCCAACCUGUUUGUGGGAUCGCUACAGUAUGACCCCAGGAUUUACUCGUGUACAUUUGCACAAUCUGUGAGCUCAGCAUAUACAAUAGCAAUUGUGUUUUUCCAUUUCCUGCUUCCCAUAGCCGUAGUUACUUUCUGUUACUUGAGAAUAUGGAUCCUCGUUAUUCAGGUAAGGAGAAGGGUUAAACCAGAUAACAACCCUAGGCUGAAGCCACACGACUUCAGAAACUUUGUAACCAUGUUUGUAGUAUUUGUACUGUUUGCAGUCUGCUGGGCCCCUUUGAACUUUAUAGGCCUUGCUGUGGCUGUCAACCCAAAAACUGUAAUCCCUAGGAUUCCAGAGUGGUUGUUUGUAUCUAGUUAUUAUAUGGCAUAUUUCAACAGCUGCCUUAAUGCUAUAGUAUAUGGACUCCUGAACCAGAACUUCAGAAGAGAAUACAAGAGAAUUAUUGUCACUUUUUGUACAGCAAAUAUUUUUUUCCAGGAUAGUUCUAACGAUGCAGGAGACAGAAUGAGAAGUAAACCUUCUCCGUUGAUUACAAACAACAAUCAAGUAAAGGUGGACUCUGUCUGAAAAUGGGAAUCUUACUGUCAUUCAACAGCAUCCAAAUAAAGUCUCUGUUUUAUUAGUUCUACUGUUAGAUAUUAUAGUGAAAUAUAUCUUCUACACUGAGAGCACUUUGAUCAAAUUCCUUUCAUAGUAUUUGGGAGCUUGAUAUAGAGCCAUGGUAUACAGGUCCUAUUAUACAAUGGUAUAUCUCUUGUAUAAUGACAUAAUGAUAUCCUUGAGUGCAUAACAAGUUACGCAUGGAUACUUGUUUUGUUCCCUUAGAUGAAGACAAACACCUAGAAAGAGAUUGAAACAGAAGUAUCCACACUGCCUAGUGCAGUAAAACAAAUCAUAAAACUCUUCCUGCCACUCUCCACCUGCUUUUUCUGGCCAGGUUGUGGUCUUGAUUCUAAAACCUCUGGAAACUUCUUUUAAAAGAAGGAAUCAGGCCUUUAUGAAAUAUAUUAGGAGAUGUGAAGUGAAAAAUCAAGGUAAUUGAAAAUUCAUCAGGAUUUUUGAUAAGUACCUCUAUCUAUAUUGCUUUGCUACUAACAUGGACACAGUUAUAAUUUUCUUUGGAUAUUAAACCUCAGCAACCCUCCUAAGAAUGACAUUCUCAAUUGACUUCUCAAUUUUAAAAUAGCUUUUAAGGGGAGAAACAUGCCUGACUGAUUAUCUUCAAAGCUCCAAGGGCAGGAGGAUAAACAGCAAGGAAAGAAAAGAGCUGUGAUUCAUCAGGUCAAGCCAUUCCAGCAUGAAAAAAAUGUGUAGGAGGGUUGGGAAGAGAAAUUUAAAUUACCAUUAUUUCUGAAGAGAUGGUAACUCAUGAAAUGGGGAAGUGCCCCAGAGGAGCUUCUGAGGAAAUACCUUCUAGAAACAUAGGUGAGGAAGACUGUUAUAUCUCACCUGUGUAAAGGAUAGAAGUUCUAAACCUCUGUGAGAAGAAGAUUAAUGCAUUUAAUACGAGUGGCAAGUUUUGUCUAGUCAGUGGAAUCUUAACCCCAUGCAACCCUGGGAAAUAAGAUACAGAAUGAGCAUUUAACAUCUUUUGGAAAUUGUUCUCAUGAGAAUAGCCUGAGACUAGAGGUUAUUUUGUAACCUGACACAGAUGAGAUUUUCAAAUUAAUAAUUAGGUGUUUAACAAAAUUAUGAACAUAGUAGAAUAACCUAGAACAAUUAGACACCUUUAAAUAAUAGAACAGAGAAGAUACUACUUAUGACAGUGGCACAAAGAGGAACAUGUGACUCUCAGGACAGGACGUGUUAUGUGGACUUUCCACAGAUAGCAGGCACCUCUUCAGUGAGGGGAAGUACACUGUGAAGUGAGGAAGAAUAGCUAGGCUGUUUCCUGCAACAAAGAAUGUCUGUUUAUAAUGAAGUCCUCUGGUGGAGAAAAGUAAUUCACAAUAGGAUUCACCUUCAAAUUGACCUUAAAAAGAAGGAGCAUUUAGUUCUGGAAAGAAGCUCCAACUGUCAUAGCUUUUAAUGCUCAAGCAUUUAUACCUACAGAGAUGUUUGAGUACACUUGAGCUUUUCCAAGCCGAUUCCAACAAUGCCAAUGGGACUAAGAGUUUCUGAAUAGCCAUCAGACUUCUGUUAAUCUAUAUUAAAAUGUGAAUUUUGCCUAAAGAAUUCUUUUAAAAUAUUAUUUACUGUAAUGGAGAUUUUCUUGAGCUUAUAUGUCUUAGAAAACAGCAGUUACUCUAUGUCAUAGAACUCCUUAAAUUGCAUAUGAAUCUGACAGCAUUUCAUCUUUCUUGGAUCAUAGAUUAGCAUACCCUUGACUUAAUAAUGAACUAAAAGGAAACAUAUUCAUAUUUACUUGAAAGCGGUACUGACACUUCAUCAUCUGACCAGUUUCUUACCUUAAAAACAGGUGCCUCAUGUCAUGUUAACAACAGAACUAAUGAACAACAUUGUAAAACCCUGGUUAUGAACUAGAAAGUCAAUGCAUUGCCAAGGUGCUUGACUCAUCUUUGUUUACAUUUUUCAGUCAGAACCACUGUGUAAAUAACCAGCUCUCUUCUAUUGUGGUAUCAUCAUGUGAUGCGAUAUGAUACAACAUGAUUAACAGCAUAAAGUAUAUCACAGCUUUCUUCACUGUGAUUUCAUCCUUGGAGGAUGCUUAGCUCUGUAAUUUUAUUGCUUUGUGCAUAGUGAUUUUAGAAUAGCAAGGAAGGCAUGACUACCUUACAAGAAAAUGAGUUUUUCAUGCAAGAGAAAACAAUAUUUGAAUUCUUACAAAAGUUGCCUUAUUUAAAGCAUAUUUUCAAUGAAAAUGAUGUCUUAUUAUAUAUUUAUUAAAGUAGCAUAAAGACAGCUUAAGUAGCUUAAUCAUUAGUAAGUUUAGGAUUCUCAAAGAUCUGUCACUUGCCAUUUCCAACAGAAAAUGUACAUGUGUAUCAUGUCUACAUAUUUAUGAGCCGGUUGAAGACACUGUAUCCAAUAUUGUGGGUUAUCUGAGGAAUUAAAGUCCCCUGUAAUUCGCAAGUGCUAAAAUAUAUUUUUCGUGACAAUGAAAAUGCUUUGCUAUAUACAACAGAACAAAUUAUACCAAAGGUAUAUAUUUUAUUGAAUAGGCCUGUAAUAAAAAUGGAGAACAUUUUUCAGAUCUGUAUUUUGAAAUAUUUGUAUUAAAUCUAAAUCACAGAAUUUGCAUGUUGGUGCAAAUUUUUAAGCUGCUAAAUAUAGCAAUAAUUUUAAUAAACUAAUCCCUGGUUCUUCUUUGGGGGGCAAGUCUUUAGAAUUUAGUUUAAAAUUACUAUGGAUGAAAAAUUUGAGCAACAUCUGCUGCUCUCAUGAGAUUACUUUUGCAUUUACUGCCGUUCUGAAGUACUUUGCAGUAAUAGUUACUUUUAAUCCAAGUCUAUUGCUUCAAAGGAGUUGAAGUGAUUUAUCUAAGACAAUCAGCAGCCUUGUCAGCUGCUCAUUGACAAUGGGCAUGACAACAUAAGUCAGCACCUCACAACAUCUGACUCUUUAUGGUCAACAUAAAGAUUGAUGAAAAUGAUAAUGAUUUCUGUCCAUUCUAAGGAGAUGGAGUUAGAAACUUAUCCAAAAUUAGUUGCUUCUGUGAAAGUAGAUGAACCUUGAUGUGUUUUUUUACAUUCCAAAACAUUAAAUUUUCCCCUAUACUAAAGGCUAGAAUAGAAAAACUGCAUUAUUUAGAGUUCUGUCUGGAUGGUUUAGAUAGUGUAUUUGUCCUACAGCAGUCAUCAGCCCUGGACAGAUUAAUUUCUAAAUUGCGAGUCUUAGGUGUCUGCCACAUCUGCAGGGGCCCGUCCCUUUUAUAUUUCCUAUCCAUUUCUGGUCUGAGCUCCCGUGAAGCCAAAGAACCUCUGUGAAGGAGCAGUGCACGCCUCUGUAGGCAACGCACCGAAGACUUAUAGCAUAAUUGACCUCUACCUUAUCCUACAAGAAUUUCUUUCUUAUAUUCCAGUCUUGAUUACAUUGACAAUCUGAAUAUGAUCUUAUAUCAAAACAUCUUGUACUCUUACAGACAGGUGGUCAUCUGCAUUGCAAACUUCAUGUUAACAAAGAAGCUUGGCAGUAUUACAUAUUUACCAGCAAAGAGAAUCUUAAUGAAUAUAUUAAUAUCAAACAGGGUAUUUAUUGUAGUUGAACUGUAACUGUAUGCAACAAUGUAGUUUCAUUUGGAAUAGCUUGCUUAAGAGUGCUUUGCACAUUUUCUUCUACCACUGGGCUAGUGCAAGUGCAGAGAUAUGAAGCAAACAUAUGUUAUUUCAAUAGGCAUAAUAUAUAGCAAUGAUUUUAUUGUUUUUCUUUUGCUUAUUAUUUGUUUUAGAAGGUAGGUAUAGGAAUCAUCCAUAAUAAACAUACUAUCAAUCUGUAUUAGUGUAUAGUGCAUCCUUCUAUAAUGAUCACAUCUUUUUCUUCUUUUUGACCACUUCUGAAAUGGUAUCGUGUGAGAUCUGAUUAAUUAAGACAUACUGAAGGGAACUGCUAUUUCCCUUAAACUGCACUGAAAAAAACAGUCAUAAAAAAGUCUCCUUAAAAUAUAAUACACAAGUACAUAAGUAUAUGUGGUCAUUCAGUUUAAAAUACAAUUUCAAAAUCUUCUUCUAUUUGAAAAACUUGUUCACAAACUGUAGUAAUAUAGAUGGACUGUUAUUCUUUAAUUCUUUUCUAAU
Pseudopipra pipra is the source of this 4992-nucleotide messenger RNA. Its product is annotated as melatonin receptor type 1A. NCBI's taxonomy places the organism in Eukaryota, Metazoa, Chordata, Aves, Passeriformes, Pipridae. Gene Ontology annotation, cellular component: plasma membrane. Gene Ontology annotation, molecular function: melatonin receptor activity. The transcript has a single exon. The record is from RefSeq and is a predicted model, not a curated record. Bases 131 to 865 code for a protein of 244 amino acids. Gene Ontology annotation, biological process: G protein-coupled receptor signaling pathway.